Molecule: messenger RNA, 4579 nt
Organism: Eptesicus fuscus (big brown bat)
Lineage: Eukaryota; Metazoa; Chordata; Mammalia; Chiroptera; Vespertilionidae
Gene: TMEM87B
Product: transmembrane protein 87B
Exons: 19
Coding region: 141-1775 (544 amino acids)
Biological process (GO): retrograde transport, endosome to Golgi
Cellular component (GO): Golgi apparatus; membrane
Source: RefSeq, a predicted model, not a curated record
CCCGCCCCGCUUCCCAAGCUCCGGAUCCUCGGAUCCUCCUCCGGUCCCGCUUCCCGGUCGGAGCAACGUCGCCUUCGGGCGGAACGACCUGGAGCGGCCGCCCAGCGGGUGUCCCGGGCCCAGGUGGCUUCCGCGUCAAGAUGGCUGCCGUGCGCCGCCCGCCGGCCGGGCCUCUGCUGCUGCGCGCCGCGCUCUGCCUGCUGUGCUGGGCCCCCGCGGCCGUGCGCGCCGUCCCUGAGCCUGGGCGCUGGGCAGCGACGAUCAGCGACAAAUCAGGACCUUUGAUAUUUAGGAAAAUUAUGUUUAAUUCCACUGACAUCAAGUUUUCUGUUAAAUCAUUCUAUUGUCAAGAACCUGUGAAGUUUACCAUAGAGUGGUAUUUGAAGCAUUAUACUUGUCAAAAUGAAUAUGCUAAGCUGGAUGAGCUGUUACAAAAGCCUGAAAGUGUUGUCAAAGACUUUUGUGUUGAUUAUUUCAAGAACAUCGAAUGUUGGACAACAAAAAAUGAAAACAUAGAUUGCAACAGUGACUUACAGGUGUUUCCCUCAUUAUAUAAUAAAGAACUAAUUUCAAAUAUUGGAAAUGUUUCAAACCAUGAAGAACAAAUGGAUGUUGUUGCAAGAACACAUAGAGAUGGGUUUCACAUCCUUAUUGCUUCUAUUAAAACGGAAAAAACCAAUGCAAAAUGGAAUUUGAAUGUUUCUCUUUCUAUGAUGGGGCCGAAAGGAUAUCUCUCUGCAUCAGAUUGGCCUCUCAUGAUUUUUUACAUGGUGAUGUGCAUUGUCUACAUUUUAUGUGGCUUGCUCUGGCUGAUGUGGUCUGCUUGUUAUUGGAAAGAUAUAUUAAGAAUUCAGUUCUGGAUUGCAGCUGUCAUAUUCCUGGGAAUGCUUGAAAAAGCAGUUUUUUAUGCUGAAUACCAAAACAUCAACAGCACGGGGCUAUCAACCCAAGGGUUGCUGAUAUUUGCGGAGUUGAUAUCUGCGUUCAAGAGGACACUGGCCCGCCUCCUGGUGAUCAUCAUGAGCUUGGGAUACGGCAUCGUGAAGCCUCGCUUAGGGACAGUCAUGCACCGGGUGAUCGGACUGGGGCUUCUCUACUUCAUCUUUGCAGCAGUCGAAGGCGUGAUGAGAGUUGUUGGGGCUUCUAAUCAUUUAGCUGUUCCUUUUGAUGAAAUUAUUUUAGCAGUUAUCGACUCCAUUUUUGUAUGGUUCAUUUUUAUAAGUUCGGCACAAACUAUGAAGACUCUGAGGCUAAGAAAGAACAUGGUGAAAUUUUCUUUAUAUAGGCACUUUACAAAUACUUUGAUCUUUGCUGUGCUGGCUUCUGUCGUGUUUAUGGUGUGGACAACUAUGACAUUUAGAUUUGCAAAAUGUCGAUCAGAUUGGAUGGAAAUCUGGGUUGAUGAAGCGUUUUGGAGCUUCCUUUUUUCACUUAUCCUUAUGGUAAUAAUGUUUUUGUGGAGACCAUCAGCAAAUAAUCAAAGGUAUGCCUUCAUGCCCUUAAUUGAUGAUUCUGAUGAUGAAGUUGAAGAAUUCAUGGUAACAUCUGAAAAUUUAACUGAAGGAAUAAAAUUAAGGACCUCAAAAACGGUUUCCAAUGGAACAGCUAAACCACCGACUUCUGAUAAUUUUGAUGAAGAUUUAAAGUGGGUGGAAGAAAAUAUUCCCUCUUCAUUCACAGACGUAGCUCUUCCAGUAUUGGUAGAUUCAGAUGAGGAAAUUAUGACCAGAUCUGAAAUGGCAGAAAAAAUGUUCUCUUCAGAAAAGAUAAUGUGAAACCUAUUUAACAGUGGAGGACUCCCAGGACUAAAAGAGGUCACACAACACAUUUUUAUGGUGUUAUCUUGGAAAUCUAUGUAUUCAAAUUAAAAAUUCAGUGGGUGGAUGGGUUCUGUACCCUUUUUAAGCUGGCUCUUGAAUAUCAGUUUAAUGUCCAUUAAAUUGCCCUAAUUGGAAAUAAUCUAAGAAAAGUAUUUUGAUAAAACAUAUGCCCCAAAGCCCUAAGCUGAUGGGUGGCAGAUGUGUGGAUUGGGUUGUCUCUUUUUUCUGGAAAAUAUGGCAGUUCCAGAUUUAAGCAUUAUUUUUACAUAAACACUCCUACUAUUCUUCCACUGACCUUUGAGGCAAAUAAAGUGUGGUCAAACACUGCCUCCAUCUCUGGGGUUUAUAGGCACUAGAUGCCAUAGUAAUUUCCUUUGACUUUUAUACUGAAGUGACUUGCUAAUAAGAACGUGGUUAACGCUGGAACAUCGGAUAUUUAUUUGGCUAGGGUGCACACAUUUGCACAAGCCCUGUUUGUCAUCACUGUGCACAUCAAAUCCUGGACGUCUUCACUCUCUCAGCUCAGUGGACACAAGUGCAUGGAGAGAGUGGUCUUGAGGGUCACUUCCAAAGAUUUGCUCUGCCACUGUCCCCUCACUCAGGCUGUACGUGCAUGUGCUGCUGCUGAACCUGCUGGGCAGGAGGUGGACACCUGGCUAGUGGCUCCCUCAGAGCAUGUCCUCCCGACCAGCUGGGCGACCGUGGAGGAAACUAGAAUCUUAUCUUGUAUGUAAUCUUGCAUAGUACUAACGGUACAGUACAUCACUGUUAGUCUUGUAAUUAAUGUCUUAACCUUCAACCAUGUUUUAUACAUUAUUUUAUUAUGUGUAACUUGAAACUUUUCUAAUGCAGAACAUUCUAAAUUUGAAAGGCAGUUGAAAGUUGUCUGAUGGAAGUGUGAAUAUUUGCUGCUUUCAUGAUCAAAGCUCUAGUGGACAUUUAGAGUAGGAAUUAAAGCUAGAGUCAUACAUGUCUUUCUUGUGAGUGAAGAAUGAUCCCAGAGAUUUUGAUUAAGAAGCAUUACAGUACAAACACUUAAAUAUAAUCUUUUUUUUACCUCAUUGUGAAGCCACAAAACAAACUUUUUUCUUUGGAAUUUACUUCUCAUUUACCCAUUUCACAGGGGCUAGUAAAAAAGAUUUAUUUCCAGUAGUAAUGUCUCUUAAAAGAUACUUUCAACUUUAUUUUCAGUCGUGAAUAUCAAGCAGUGUUGUACAUUUCCCAGCAUUCAUGUCCUUCCUGAAAGUGUAGUUCACUCUUACCCCAAGUUGUUUCAGACCCAGAGGUGACCACUGUCCUCUUCCUAAAAUUUUUACCUAAUGCCACUGCCCAGAUUUCGAGACAGGUUCACUCCCAAAUCAUACAGCUGUAGCUGAAUUCUGAAUGCAGAAUCCUGGGCGUCCAGCCAGCAGGAGCUGCCAGCUAGUGGGGUGGGAGUGGGAACAAUGGCCAGUGUGAGACCGGAAACUGCCUCUGACGUAACCUCAAUAAGUGUUUAUAAAAACCGUGUGUUCUGCAGCUGGAAAAAUAAAUGUUGGACCCUGGAUGGCUUAGCCUGAGGCUGAAAUGCAGGCUUUCCUCAUCACCCAGAGAAAGUAGGUUCCCUCCUGACGGCCUGUCAGAAGUACUGUUUUUUCAAAGGCAUGCACUGUGCCCGUCGCUGCCAGUGAUCAUCGAGUCCUCGGUUGAUACCUUGUGUUCUGAAUAGAGGAUUCCUGUGGCGGGCCUUCUGAACCCCCUCAUGUGAACAGGUGGGGGCGCCCUAGGGCUGAGUAGCUCAUACAGAGGACCUGGGGAGAAGUGACACCCAUGGCCACCAUGCAGCUGUCAUCCUGCUUCUGCAUGAAGGUUCCAGAAACUGGCCAUCCAGGUCUGAUUAAUUUCUUAGGAUGCCAUCAAGAUGGGCCUUCCUGUUAAUGAAGGGACCUGAGGACCAGAGUCCACUUUUAUGUUUUUCUAGGCAAAAUGCUUAGAAAAGCAUUUGCAGUUCAUGCUAGAUUUAUAUGCUGUGUAAAAUUAAAAGGGAAUUUUCGUGAUUUGAGUUAGUUGGUAUCUGCUUUAAAAGAUAGUUAAUUUAUUUCAAAAAUGAGAAAAAAUAGAUGAGUACGUGAAUUUUUAAGGCUGAUAGAUAAUGUUUCCAUACAUUUCCUGUAAAGAAAAUAAUUUUUUAAAUCUUUCAUGUCCUAUAGAGAAUAUCGACUUGUCCCCUGUAAUAUGGUACAUUAUGUUUGCACUACUAGAAUAUCGAGACUGAAGUGUAAAAACUGUACAUACAAGAUGAUUUUUAUAUCCUUUUCUAAAAAGGGGUUUGUGUCUGCUGUGCUAGGCUGCACAUGAGUGGUCUAAAGUCAAGAUGUGCUAGUUUAUAAGUCACUGGCUUUGGUACUUGUGUCUUUUGCAUGAUCAACAGCAUGCAAUAAGCAGUACGAAACACCAGGCCUUAUACUGAUAAUUAAAGUCCUCAGCAUAUCAGAUGUAUAUAAGUGACAAAUGAGACUUUUAAGGAAAUGUACAUAUAACACAGGAACUCACUAUACACUAAGAAGCUUCCUUAGAACUAGGAAAGCGUAUUUGGGGAGAAAGGUUAGGGGCUUAAGAAGUUAUAUUUUUCUAUUUUAAAUGGUUAAAUUAUUGUAUAAUUUGGGAAAAGUUGCUUUGAAUGUAGGACAAAACUAUUUCAAAGAUUUUUGUUUGAAAAAAAUGAUAUAUUUUGUGCCUUAAUAUUUGUUCUGACUUUUAAUAAAUUGCUUUCUAAAGUU